Messenger RNA from Bombus impatiens (common eastern bumble bee), 1167 nucleotides. RefSeq lists its product as uncharacterized. The transcript is spliced from 5 exons. The record is from RefSeq and is a predicted model, not a curated record. Bases 525 to 1130 code for a protein of 201 amino acids. Lineage: Eukaryota; Metazoa; Arthropoda; Insecta; Hymenoptera; Apidae.
AUUUGACGAAGAUAAGCUUUAAAUGGGAAUGAGCGAACCCGAAUGACUUCUAAAAACCAACAUUUUAUAGGUCAAUAAAUUCGACCCAUGGUCUAUAAACAUGGCUAAAUGAAAACAUAUAGUUCCAUUAAAAAAAAACAGAUUUCCUUGACAUCUCGAGAACACCUUCACUGUCAUCAUAAGAUAUUUUCUUUGAAAGAGCACAAGUAUUACUUGAAAUACUUUUCCGAAUAAUGUACAGUUUAAGAGAUAUUUGCAUGGAUCAAUUAAAAUUACACCCUGUAUAUAAUCUUAUCCUUUUUCUUAAUCGUAAUUUUGUUUAUCGCAGCGUGAUCGUGGCAUAUUGAUUAAAAUCCCUAACUCGCUUUGAGGCGACUUUGGGAUAUUUUGAUAGUACUAUUGGCAGUAAUACAUAGUGACGUUUCAAAAUUUGUAACUGAAGAUAACUGACAUUAUAAAUUUGUGUUUAUAGUUUUCUCAUUUUUAUCAAAUGUUUUAACAGUGACAUUAAUGUAAAUGUAAUAAUGAAUGAAAUAAUGACGCUUAAGGAAAAUCAUAUAAAAAUUUCGGAUUUACAAGUUAAGGAUUUACUGCAGAAUCAGAUCAAGUUAAUCGAUCAUAUCAAAAAUAAACGAAAUCAAGACUUUAGCGAAGAUGGAAUAAAGAUCACAGAUUUAACAUCAAAAAUAACUUCUAUGAGGGAUACCCUUCAGUCUGAAAAACAAACAUUGGAAUAUAAAAAUCAUGUUUUAUCUAAGCACUUAGACCACAUAACAGAGUUGGAUGCAGAGAAAAAUAAAUUUUUGGAAGAAUGUCAACAAUUGGAAUUGCAAAGAAAUAAACUUAAAACAUGUAAACGAAACAUACAGGAUCAAGAAUUACUAGAUCAAGGAAGAAGAAAAUAUGCAUUAUAUAGAGAAUUAACUGGAAUACGAUGGGAUUUUGGAAAGCUUAAAGAGAAUAUUACAGGAAAUAUAUAUAAAGGAGUGUAUAUCCAUCACUUUUCUUAUUCAAAUGAAGAAAAUACAAAAGAUUUGAAUAAUCUUUUAUGGCAAGAGAUAUAUCAAUCUGUGAUCCAUAACGAGCAUAAAAACACAUAUGAUAAGGAAAAUACUGUACAAAAUAAAUAAUUGUAUCAUGAAUUGAAAUAAAUUUCUAUUCCAUAAA